Pochonia chlamydosporia 170 is the source of this 618-nucleotide messenger RNA. RefSeq names its product glutathione S-transferase. The transcript has 5 exons. The coding region runs from base 1 to 618 and encodes 205 amino acids. Gene Ontology annotation, molecular function: glutathione transferase activity. The record is from RefSeq and is a predicted model, not a curated record. Lineage: Eukaryota; Fungi; Ascomycota; Sordariomycetes; Hypocreales; Clavicipitaceae. Gene Ontology annotation, biological process: glutathione metabolic process.
AUGAACUCCCAGAAAGUCGCCGCGGUCUAUCACUACCUGGACAUUGGCCGACUCGGUCGUGGUGAAGUAGUCCAUUUGUUUCUCAAGGAUGCCGGGAUUGAGGUCAAACAGGCUCGUUACCCAUCUGACUCGACUUGGCCUCAGCAGAGCGAGACUCUUAAAGAGCAAGGCAUUACGCGCACAGGCAAGGUGCCUUCGUUGGAGUAUAAUGGCCAAAUACUCACACAACAUAUUCCUACGUUGCGGUAUCUCGCUCGCGAACUUGGAGGUUAUGGCGGCGAAAGCAACUGGGAGAAGUACGUCGUAGACGCUGUCUCAGACAUUUACAUUGAUUGGAGGACACAAUGGGUUGCGAACCUGAAAAAUAAAAGUGCCGAGUACAAGGAUAAGUUCGCGCCUUGGUAUUACAAUCUCCUGGCGCAAUACUAUACCGACUAUGAGGGGCCAUACCUCCUUGGUAGCAGGGUCACUUACGUUGACUUUGCUAUUUAUCAAUCUAUUGAUAAUGAUCAGAGAACGGGAACGCUGCCUGCGGAUUUGCCUGUUUCACUUGUCAAAUUUAGGGAUACAUUUGAGAAAAGACCUAACAUCGCAGAAUAUAUUAAGCAGAACAAAUAG